Molecule: messenger RNA, 936 nt
Organism: Pieris macdunnoughi
Lineage: Eukaryota; Metazoa; Arthropoda; Insecta; Lepidoptera; Pieridae
Source: the annotation of a GenBank genome assembly
AUGGGAUUCAAACAAUUAUCCCAAAGCGGUGUCACGGAUUCACCCACGUCCAGUGAUAAACAAUAUAUUGCUAAAUAUUUAGCUGAUAAAAUGGCGAGAAAACUAUACUUACAACGCUCAGAUAGUCAAGUAACCAAUUCGCCAAAAUAUUGGACGAAUAAAGAUUCAGGGAGAACAGACAGUCAGACGGCAAAUACCUCCAAACGUUGGAGAGAGUCUAGUAAACAAGAUGAAGCAGAGUCAACUGUGAAUGAGUCAAUGAAAUUAGAUAAGUCCACAACGUCAAUUGCCGAGAAUAGAGAUGGUCAAACGGCGAGUUCUUCUAAAUAUUGGACGAAUAAAGAUUCGGAGACGGCAAAUACUUCUGAACAUUGGAAAGAGUCUGAUUCCAAAGAUAAACCAGAGUCAACGGUGAAUGAGUCAAUGGAAUUCGAUAAGUCCACAAUGUCUAAAACGUCAAUUGGCGAGAAAAGAGAUGGACCAGCGGCGAAUUCUUCCAAAUAUUGGACGAAUGCACAAACUCCCAGAAUUUCUGAGUCUGGACUAAGGCGAAAGUUGUCGACGACUUCUUUGCCUGAGGACGAGAAAGAUGGUUCCAAUAAUGAAGUUGAUGCAAAGGGAAUGAAUAAAAAGAAGGCGCAAUUUCGUACCGAACAAUCGCUCCUAACGUUUCAUCCACACAAGAAUGACAGUAUGUCAGAAAUCCUACAACAGUUGGACGAUGUGUCUGAUUCGAUUCGAUUCGAAAGCGAUGCGAGAACCUUGCUGCAGUCUGUGGAUGAAGAUAUUAGUAUCAGUGGUGAACACAGAACUCCGUCUAGACAGAUAUCACCAAAUCCGCCUAACCAUAGCCGGUCAUCAUUUAGCCGUUCAUCACCAGAGCGAAAUGGUGAUGUAUUCGCAGCGAGAGAUGAACAAGAGAAAUUACUGAAAUAA